This is a messenger RNA of Arachis stenosperma, 1364 nucleotides long. Its product is annotated as WAT1-related protein At5g07050-like. Gene Ontology annotation, cellular component: plasma membrane. NCBI's taxonomy places the organism in Eukaryota, Viridiplantae, Streptophyta, Magnoliopsida, Fabales, Fabaceae. The transcript has 7 exons. The coding region runs from base 142 to 1215 and encodes 357 amino acids. Gene Ontology annotation, molecular function: transmembrane transporter activity. The record is from RefSeq and is a predicted model, not a curated record.
CCUACUCAAGAACAGGAUUUCCAAACAACAUGCAUUAAGAAUCACAUAUUCACAUUCAAAUUCAAUAAUCCUCCUCCACCAAGUUCUAUCAAAACUAUAGUCAAGAAUCAAGAGAUCAUAUAGUAAUAGGUCCGUUUUAUAAUGGAACAAAAGAAAUCUUCUAUUGUUCUUGUGUUGAGAGAGUUCAAGCCACACUUUCUGAUGGUGUUAGCCCAAGUUGGCUAUGCAUUCUUGUAUUUCAUCACUGAAGCUUCCUUCAACCAUGGGAUGAGUCCUUUCUUGUAUGUAACCUACCGCCAUAUCGUCGCGGCGGUUGUCAUGUUCCCAUUUGCAUUCUUUCUAGAGAGAAAUGAGAGACCAAAGCUCACAUUUGCUCUGUUCAUGGAAAUUUUUGUGCUUUCCUUGGUUGGGAUUAGUGUACCAAUCAAUAUGUACUUUGCAAGCCUGCGGUACACUUCUCCAACCUUUGUUGCUUCCAUUGUCAACGUCAUAGCUUCCCUUACCUUCAUCAUUGCCGUAGUACUAAGGUAUGAGACUCUUGAUGUUCGAGAUCCCCGAGGAAUAGCGAAAGUUAUAGGGACAAUGUUGUCCUUAAGCGGUGUAAUGACAAUGACACUAUACAAAGGACCAACCAUGAGAAAUUUGUGGCGUCCCGUAAUUCAUAUUCCAGGAAAGAGUGCUGCUGCAGCACAUGAGAACUGGCUCAAGGGUUCUCUUCUUGCAGUUAUAAGCUGUGUUUCAUGGUCUGUCUGGUAUAUCAUGCAGGCAGCCACUUUGAAAAGAUAUCCAGCACAGUUGUCCCUUACUACAUGGAUGUGCUUUGUUGGAGCAGCACAAUCAGCUGUUUUUACAGUCUUAAUUAUAGGGCAUAAACCUUCAGCUUGGACUAUAGGGUUCAACGUUGACAUGUGGUCCACGUUAUAUGGUGGAAUUGUGAUAGCUGGUUUGAUAAUAUACAUUCAGCUGUGGUGCACUGAGAAAAAGGGGCCAGUCUUCGUUACAAUGACUACCCCCCUUUGUACCAUUCUUGCUGCAAUUUUAGCAUACUUUGUCUUUGGUGAGAAACUUUACCUCGGCAGCAUCAUAGGCGCAACUUUUGUCAUCAUUGGUCUAUACUUGCUGUUGUGGGGCAAAGAAGGUGACCAAAAGAUUCAAGUCAACACCAAACCGCGCAGUGGUGAAGAUCCAGAAUGCAGACUACAAUCACUACCUUAGACUUGAAAGGGAGAAAUGCAAAAGUGGAGGAAAAAUAAAACGAAUAAGUCAUUAAGACAUUUAGUUUCGUGUAAUAUAUCCAGUUUAAGAUUUCCAAUUUUAACUCUAUCAAAUCAGCAUCAAGUUAACCUUAUUAUAAAAUUUUUAUA